Acanthocheilonema viteae is the source of this 1884-nucleotide messenger RNA. Lineage: Eukaryota; Metazoa; Nematoda; Chromadorea; Rhabditida; Onchocercidae. The record is from the annotation of a GenBank genome assembly.
AUGAGGCGAGCAUUAUCAUAUUUGGGCGAUCACAAUCGCAUACCACGAAAAAGUAUUAUCAGCUUACAGCACUCUUUUUAUGUUACGCCGUCAAAUGAAGAUAUCUUAUCAGGAAAAUGGUAUCCGAAACAGAUCACCGAUUUGGAUUACAUUUGUAACAAAGUCAUCACGUACGAUUCAACCACUUCUUGGACACUGGAUGCGGAUCAUCCCAGCUUUAAAGACAAGGAAUACCGGAAGAGACGAGAAUGGUUCUUGGAUAUUGCAAAUGAUUAUAAACAGGGUACAAUUUAUCGUGAUUUGAAAGCAUUGCAUAGCAAAGUUGCAUGCAGAGAAUUUUUGGAUAAUUUCAAAUUGCUUGAAGAAUGGUGUGGCUAUUCAGAUAACCAAAUUCCACAACUGGAAGAUAUUUCGAAAUAUCUCCAAAGCAAGACUGGCUUCAUCCUUCGUCCAUGCGGUGGUUAUUUGACUCCUCGAAAUUUUCUGGCUGCACUGGCAUUUCGUGUUUUCUGUUGUACGCAGUAUAUACGCCACUACACUGAUCCACAUUAUACGCCUGAACCGGAUUUAUGCCAUGAAAUGCUCGGACAUAUGGCAAUGUUUCUGGAUCCAACAUACGCCCAACUAAGUCAGGAAAUUGGAAUUGCAAGUCUCGGUUCCUCCGACAAAGACUGUAAUGCCUUAAUACGGCUUUAUUUCUUCACAUUUGAAUUUGGUUUAUUGGUUGAUGGUGAAAAACUCGAUGAAAAGAAACGGAAUUUGAAAGUUUACGGUGCGGGAUUGCUGUCAUGUUUCGAUGAGCUUAAGUUCUGUGUAUCACCUGAGGCUAAAAUUUAUCGAUUCGAACCGGCUGAUGUGCUUAAAAUGGAACCUGAAGUUACAAAAUUCCAAAGAGGCUAUUUUUAUUCGACGAGAACAAAUUUUCCUGUUGCGACGACGGAUUUGCAAAUAAUUGAUGCAGCGUAUGAUUUUUGUCAAUGGUUGAAAGCACGGAAUUUGUUCUUCAGAAAAUCUCAGGCGGAAGGAAUUGAAGAUCAAAAAUGUGUGCAGAGUGGAGAAUUGAUGGCAAAUUUGGAAUGUCAAAAUACAGAUGCAAUAAGACUUGAUAUCGAUGAACUUGUUAAAGGAUGUGUAUAUCCAGUGUAUUCAAAAUCAGGUCGGCGUUAUAUCGUUAAAGUUUCUCCUGGAGGAGGUUUGGAAGCAUCACUACUUCUUCAGGCUAAGAAGCUAAAAGAAAGUAACACAGAGGAAGAUGUGUGCUUACCAAUUCUUCUUGAUUAUUACUAUCAUCAUAUGUCAAGUACCAACUUUUUCAUUCUCGAAUUCUGUGAAUACGGCUCGUUGGAAAAAUUGCUUAAAGAAAAUGGUGUAGUACCUAUGCAUAAACAGCAUAUCGCGAAAAUUUUACAUGGAGUUACUGCAGCAAUCUACUUCUUACACUCGCAAUGUAUUUAUCAUGGAACAAUUUGUACGGCUAAUAUCUUGAUUGACCAUCAUAUGGUAGGUCGCUUGACCGGACUUACAAGUGCACAGGAAGUUGCUGAAAAUAUGAACAAAAUUAGACAAUUACCUAUGUAUGCUGCACCAGAAUCUAUUCAUCCUAAGGCUGAAUUAUUACCGCAAGAUAUGUUUGCAAUGGGUGUUGUAUUGUAUCGAUGUCUCACUGGUCGGAUGCCGAAAAGAAAACCGAAUGGAACCAUCGAUUAUCAUGGGGUAAAAUCAUCAAUCACAUUACCAAUAGAUUCAAAAAUUUGGCAUACUGCGCAACUUUUGAUGUCCGAACGCUUAGAUAUGCGACUGACCGCUGGUCAAUUACUCCACACUGAUUGGAUUGAAACUGCAGCUACCACUCCGAUCACACAAAUUUUUAAUUGGAUUAAUUAA